Messenger RNA from Soboliphyme baturini, 759 nucleotides. Lineage: Eukaryota; Metazoa; Nematoda; Enoplea; Dioctophymatida; Soboliphymatidae. The record is from the annotation of a GenBank genome assembly.
AUGGCGACACCAUCGUCCAGCCCUAAAGCACCGGUAAUAAACGUAAACGAUUUGGCGAUACCGGAUCUGACAAGCAUCCAAAAGCAAGUUGAUACGGAACUCGAGUUUUUCAUCGAAUCGGUGCAGCAGUUGAAAGAGGUACAGCAAAAGUUCUCGAUUUCAUACGAGAGUCUCAAUACCAUCAACCCAAAGAACAAAGGGAAGGAGCUGCUCAUUCCAUUGACUUCUUCGAUGUACGUACCUGCUGUUCUUUCAGAUGUUUCAAGCGUUGUUAUAAAUAUAGGUACCGGAUAUUAUGCUGAAAUGUCUGUCGACAAGGCACAGUCAUAUUUUAAACGAAAGGUGGCUGAUAUGAAUGUCCAGAUUGAAAAAAUUCAAGGAAUUAUAACCGAAAAGAGAAAACUUAAAUCAGUUGAAGAUUCGUCAUUCGGUUUAUUUUCCACGAAAGACCUGGUUCCUAUUGAAAACCUGCAGCGCCUAAAGCGUUCACGCGAACUUCAAUCGCUGCUCAACAGCGAUCGGCUCCGUUGUAUCAUCAGUCUGAUCGUUUCCGCCAAGGACCCUGCGGAAUGUGUGCAAACGUUCAUGGAAGAUUACGAAUUCCAGGCAUUCGCCGCUCUCUGUCUGAAUAUUGCGAACCCGGAGGUGAAUCUGGAUUGGACGACGGAAUGCGUACAAAGGUUUCGCGAGAUGGACGACGAUUGGAUGCAAGUUGUAUGGACGAAGCUGAUGGAAAAGUUUUGCGAUGAUUCUGAUUGA